Messenger RNA from Helianthus annuus (common sunflower), 3786 nucleotides. RefSeq lists its product as uncharacterized. NCBI's taxonomy places the organism in Eukaryota, Viridiplantae, Streptophyta, Magnoliopsida, Asterales, Asteraceae. The record is from RefSeq and is a predicted model, not a curated record. Bases 1 to 3786 code for a protein of 1261 amino acids. The transcript is spliced from 3 exons.
AUGGAGAGAAGCAAUUGUGUUCCUAGUCUAGUCUCGAAGAUAAGAAGCAUUGAUGUGCCGCUGAAAAGAGCUGAUGGGAGCGUUUUACUUCCUGUACGUGGAGUUAUCAGGAAGGAUGAUGGGCAGCAACAUCAAGGAGAAGGUUCUAAUACCUCGAUAUAUGAUAACCUGUUUGGAGAUGAGGCUUAUAAAAGUAGCGACAUGGCAGCUAAAGUCAACCUGAAUAAAGUUAGUGAUCGAUCUGAUGACAUGGGGGAAUCUGAACCAGGUACUAAUCCUUUGAAGAAAUCAUAUGCCAGCGUUGCCGAAACAGGUACGAGUAAUAAGAAAAUUAAUUUUUGGAUUCUGAAGUCUGAUACUAAAGUUGAAGGAGCUGAUGUGGUUAUCCCAGCCGCUUCAGUGAAAAAAGUCCAGAACAGAUUUACGAACACAAUAUACGGGUAUUUUCUAGGAAAGAGAUUGCCCUUUCCUAUUGUUGAGAAUUAUGUGAAGAAUACAUGUGCAAAGUAUGGUAUUGCUAAGACAAUGAUGAAUGCCCACGGCUUUUUCUUCUUUAAGUUCAACUCGAAAGAGGGCAUGGAAAAAGUGAUGGAAAAUGGGCCAUGGUUGAUCCGUAAUCUCCCAAUUAUUCUGAAUAUAUGGAAACCGUCUACCAAGCUGGUAAAAGAAGACAUAAAAUCAGUUCCGAUCUGGACCAAAUUGCAUGAUGUUCCAAUAGCAGCGUUUUCAGAAGAUGGCUUGAGUAUGAUAGCCACAAAUGUAGGUACCCCUAGGAUGUUGGAUUCGUACACGGCGUCUAUGUGUACUGAAUCAUGGGGAAGAAAUAGUUAUGCAAGAGCUUUAAUUGAAGUAAAUGCUGAAGAAGAACCGAAGGAAAGUGUUGUUGUUGCGAUCCCAUUGGAAGACGAGGAAGGUUUUUCUAAGAAUUUGGUUAAGAUUGAGUAUGAGUGGCAGCCCCCGCGAUGUAAUGGAUGUAAGGUGUUUGGGCACACGGAUGCUAAAUGUCCGAAGCAAGUCACUAAGCAAGUUAAGGAUGACGGUAAUAAACUGGAAGAUGGCUAUGAAGUGGUAAAAAGAAACAUCAAGCGAAACAGGGAUUCCCUACAAAGAAGCAAGGUGUGUGCAAUUAUUGAAUCUCAUGUCGAUAUUAGUAAUCUCUCUAGUGUUUGUAAAAAGGUUUGGAGAUCUUGGGAAUGGACAUCGAAUGGUAAUGUUUGUCAAAAGGGAACUCGCAUAAUUCUGGGGUGGAAUGCUAAUGAGGUGGAUGUUAUGGUUCUGGCUCAAUCGAGUCAAGUUAUACAUGUCCAAAUUCAAUUCAAGAGGGAUAAGAAAACUCUCUUCUGCUCCUUCAUAUAUGCUAUAUAUGCUGAUAACUAUUAUAAAACUAGGCGUGACCUAUGGGAGAACCUUCGUUACCAUACGGCCUUUGUUCACGAUAAGCCUUGGGUUCUUCUAGGUGACUUUAACUCUUCUUUGAACUUAGAAGAUAACUUGUUUGGUUCGUCUAAAGUUAAUACGGGCAUGCGAGACUUUAGAGAUUGUAUCGAUGAUGUGGAGGUGUUUGAUGUCAAUAGCACAGGCGUUCAUUACACUUGGAAGCAAAAACCAAAAAAUGGAACUGGUGUUAUCAAGAAAAUAGAUAGGAUAAUGGCUAAUGUUCAUUUUACAGAUAUGUUCCCAGCAGCUUGUGCAUACUUUCAUCCUAACAGGAUUUCGGACCAUACGCCAUGUAUUCUAAAGAUUCCAUCCUUGUCGAAAGAAAAACCAAAACCUUUCAAAUUUGCUAACUUCAUUGCAAAUAAUAAAGAAUUUGUGGAAGUGGUGACUAAUAAGUGGAAUGAGGAGGUGGUUGGGUGUCAUAUGUUCAGAUUAACGUCAAAGUUGAAAUCUUUACAGGUGCCGCUAAGGAAGUUGCUUCGUGACCAAGGUAACUUACAUAAGAAGGUAGAUAACUUACGUAAAGAGUUGGAUAAAAUUCAGAUUCAGCUAGAUAGUGAUCCGAAUAAUGAAGAGUUAAGAGUCAAGGAGGCCGUGACAUACAAAGACUUUAUGGAGGCGUCGGUUGAUGAAGAAUGCUUUCUUAAACAAAAAGCAAAAGUUCAAUGGCUCGGGGCUGGAGAUUCGAAUACAGCCUUUUUUCACAACUCAAUCAAAAGCAAGAACCAUCGUAGCAGAAUUGAGAUAGUUAAGGAUGUUAAUGGGACGCUUCAUGAAGGUAUAGAUGCAGCAAAAGCGCUCCUAGAUCACUAUGAAAACUUUCUUGGUCGUAAAGAUAAUAAUCUGGUGAAUCCUUCCCCUGAGUUAUUUGUCAAUAAGCUGAACCCUGACAAAGCUCAGUUGAUGGUGAGGGAGGUUUCGAAUGAAGAAAUCAAGAAUGCUAUGUUUGACAUUGGGGACAAUAAGGCUUCGGGUCCGGAUGGAUUCUCGUCUGUCUUCUUUAAAAAAGCAUGGGAUACUGUAGGGAGUGAUGUUUGUCUUGUGUUGGUGCACUUGUGUCUAAUCAAACAAGGAUUGCAUGAGCUUGUUAGCAUCAACCAAUCGGCUUUUAUCCCGGGUAGGCGAAUUUCUGACAACAUUAUGCUUACACAAGAACUGAUGCUUAAUUAUCAUAGAAACACGGGGCCUCCUAGAUGUGCUUUUAAAAUCGAUAUUCAGAAGGCAUAUGACACGGUUGAUUGGAGUUUUCUGAGACGUAUCAUCACAGGGUUCGGUUUUCAUGAUCGUAUGGUAACAUGGAUUAUGAAGUGUAUCUCAUCCACAACGUUCUCGUUGAGCCUUAAUGGUAACCUGCAUGGUUUCUUCAAAGGUGAGAGGGGGCUGCGACAAGGUGACCCGAUGUCACCUUACUUGUUUACUCUCGUUAUGGAAGUUCUCACUCUUCGGUUGGAUCACAUGGUAGCAACAUCGCUGAAUUUUCGGUCUCAUAAUAAGUGUGAUAAACAACGCAUUGUGAGCUUAUGUUUUGCUGAUGACUUGUUUAUGUUUGCUAGAGGCGAAGUUAAAUCGGUCAAGCUUGUCCUAGAAGCUCUUGAAAGCUUUAAAAACAUGUCAGGUUUAGUUCCGAGUAUCCCUAAAAGCACGGUAUACUUUGCUAACGUGACCAAUCAGGUAAAACAAAGAAUUCUUGAGCUUGUGUCGUUUAAAGAAGGAUGCCUUCCAGUUAAAUACCUUGGCGUUCCCCUUAUAUCUUCCCGAUUAUUGUAUAAAGACUGCCAAAUUCUCGUUGAAAAAAUGGAAAAUAAAAUCACGUAUUGGGGAAACAAGUUUCUUUCUUUCGCGGGAAAACUUCAACUCAUCAGAUCGGUUCUAUCGUCUAUGCACGUCUAUUGGGCAUCCGUAUUCAUCCUGCCAAAGCGUAUUAUAAAGGAGCUCGAAAGGAAAAUGAAAGACUUUCUAUGGAGAAGCGGAUCAGUAGGGAAAGGCAAGGCCAAGGUCGCGUGGAAAACUAUAUGUCGGCCUAGGGAUGAAGGGGGUUUGGGGAUCAAAUGUGUUGAUGACGUUAAUAAGGCGUUGAUGACUUUUCAUGUGUGGAGCCUCUUAACUAAUAGGGAGUCGCUUUGGGUUAAGUGGAUUCACACAUACAAGUUGAAACAAAGAUGCUUUUGGGAUGUUCCUGUUAAGCAAGGUAACUCGUGGGGGUGGAGGAAAAUCUUAAAGCUUAGACCGCUUAUUCGUGAGCAUAUGUGGUCAAAGAUAGGGGAUGGCAUGGCGACUUAUGCUUGGUAUGAUAAAUGGUCUCAUGCGGAUCCAAUUGGGAGCUUUAUUACGCCGAGAAUGAUUCAAUAA